Neopelma chrysocephalum (saffron-crested tyrant-manakin) is the source of this 1059-nucleotide messenger RNA. Its product is annotated as zinc finger protein 239-like. Gene Ontology annotation, biological process: regulation of transcription by RNA polymerase II. Gene Ontology annotation, molecular function: RNA polymerase II cis-regulatory region sequence-specific DNA binding; DNA-binding transcription factor activity, RNA polymerase II-specific. The coding region runs from base 1 to 1059 and encodes 352 amino acids. The record is from RefSeq and is a predicted model, not a curated record. The transcript has 2 exons. NCBI's taxonomy places the organism in Eukaryota, Metazoa, Chordata, Aves, Passeriformes, Pipridae.
AUGGAGGAGGAGGCUGCGAGGAAGAGGAAGAUGCCUUGGGCCCCCCAGGCAGGCCCCGAGCUGAGGACGGAGAGCCCGGAGGACAAAUCCCCCUGUGAGAAGCUGGUGGGAGAGGCCGUUUUGAAGGGCUCCACGGUGCAGGAAGGCAGCGGGGAGGAAAAGGUCCGGAGAUCCCCCCACAGGAGGGGCUCCAAAGCCAGCCCAGGGUGCUCUGAGGAGGAAAGACCCAGCCUGUGCCGGGAAGGCGGCCGGAGCUUGAGGCGGAGCUCUGAACUGGUGGUCCCUGAGCAGCCUCCAAGCAGAGAGAAGCCCUUCAGGUGCUUGGAAUGUGGGAAGAGCUUCAGGCAGAGCUCAAACCUGCUCCGACACCAGCCCAUCCACACUGGGGAACGUCCCUACACGUGUGGGGAAUGUGGGAAGAGCUUCAACUUCAGCUCCAACCUCCGCACCCACCAGCGCAUUCACACUGGGGAACGGCCUUAUUCUUGUAGGGAAUGUGGGAAGAGCUUCAGCCAUAGCUCAACCCUCCGUAUCCACCAGCACAUCCACACUGGAGAAUGUCCCUACACAUGUGGGGAAUGUGGGAAGAGCUUCAGGAAGAGCUGCCACCUCCUGACCCACCAACGCAUGCACACUGAUGAACACCCCUACACGUGUGGGGAAUGUGGGAAGAGCUUCAUCACGAGUUCCAGCCUGAUGCAACACCAGUGCAUCCACACUGGAGAACGACCUUACACGUGUUGGGAAUGUGGGAAGAGUUUUAGACAGAGCUCCACUCUCCACAACCACCAGCACAUCCACACCGGGGAACGGCCUUACAAGUGCUUGGAAUGUGGGAAGAGGUUUCAAACCAGCGGGAAUCUCCUCCUGCAUGAGCGAACGCACACGGAUGAGAGGCCCUUCCGCUGCACCGACUGCGGGAAGGGCUUCAAGCAGAACGGCAACCUCGUCAUCCACCGGCGCAUCCACACCGGAGAGAGGCCCUACAAGUGUGGGGAGUGUGGGAAGAGCUUCACCCACAGGUCUGACUUGACCAGACACCAACGGACCCACCGGUAA